Dictyostelium discoideum AX4 is the source of this 1992-nucleotide messenger RNA. RefSeq lists its product as hypothetical. Bases 1 to 1992 code for a protein of 663 amino acids. The record is from RefSeq and is a predicted model, not a curated record. Lineage: Eukaryota; Evosea; Eumycetozoa; Dictyosteliales; Dictyosteliaceae. The transcript is spliced from 3 exons. Gene Ontology annotation, molecular function: ATP binding; protein serine kinase activity; protein serine/threonine kinase activity.
AUGACAUCUCAAAAUUGGAAAAAUUGUUUUAAUAAAAAAGCAAUUGAGGUUAUUGAAAUUCAUAGAUCUCAGGAAACAAUCACUGUUGAAACAGUAAAUAAUGAAGAUAAAAUCAAGAAUAAUAUUUCAAAACCCAAAAUUAAAGUACAUAAAAAACCAAUAAUUAAAUCAAUUUCAAAGUUAAAAUUACAACCAAAAUUUUCGAGAUACAAUGAUAUUAUUGAUUAUUCAAUUGAUUUCAAUUGUAAUAAAAAUUAUUUCUUAAAACAAGAUAAAGUUAGUGGUAAUACUUUUAUUCAUGUUUUUUGUGAAAAAAGAGAAUCAAAAAUAAAUUUAGAAUCUGAUAUUGAAAAUUUAAAAUGUUUGGGAAAGGAAACGAUUGAAGCAAGGAAUAAUAAUAAGGAAAUUGCACUAUUUUCAACUUUAAAAAACCAAUGCCUUGGUUUAAAAAUAAUGCAUGAAUUAAUUUCAAGAAAUGUUAUGUUCAUUGAUGAUAAUGGUAAAGAUGAGUUACUAGUAAAAUGUUUAGAAGAGGGUAGAGUUGAUAUGGUGAAAUAUUUAAUUACCGUUGAUAUUAAUUUGAUCUCAAAAUUAAAGAGAAUAUGCCAAAUUACCCAAUUAAGCCUAGAAACACUUCAAUUUGUCGAAUUAAUUAAUUCAGAAUAUGAAAAAAUCGUAGAAAUUGGUUUAAAAUCUGCAGGUAGAGAAUACAUUAAAUUGUUUUUCAUUCAAUUUAUUUUGGGUAAUUUUUCAAAAGAAUCAAUCAUCCAAACAAUUGAUGAAUAUAAAUUACCACCAAUUCCAAAAGAAAUUGAAGAUUUUUUCUUUGUUUAUAAUUAUCAAAUGUGUGACUUUGUUAAAUUAACUGAAAUCAAACCACGUUACCUCAAUGAAAUUUCUAAAAUAAAUAUCUAUCCAAUUGGUCAAGUCUCCAUUGAAAGAAGAAAUGAACUCGGUCGUGGUGGUAAUGGUACCGUUUAUUCAGGUGUAUUAAAAGAGAUUGAUAGUCAAGGUAAUGAAAUUUCAAUACCAGUUGCAAUCAAAAUACCAACUCAAUUCUAUAAAUCAAAAUUGGUUGAAGUAUAUAAAGAGUUGGCUAUUCAUCAAAAGAUUAAUGGUAUUUGUGGUCCAAAGUUAUUUGGAUGCGUAAAGUUAAAUGUUGGAUUUGGUAUUAUAAUUGAAAGAUUUGAUUGUAGUUUACAUGACUAUAUUCAAAAUAAUAAUAUCGAUUUCGAUUUAUUUUUUGAAUUGGCUCUUAAAAUGGUUAUAACAAUUAGAAAUCUACACAAAUGUCAUUUAAAUGAAAUAUUCCAUCGUGAUAUUAAACCACACAACUGGUUAGUUAAAAAAACUAAAGAUGAAUUGGUGGUCGUUUUAUCUGAUUUUGGUUUAUCAAGAGAGAAUAGUGAAACAAAUGAAAAUACUCUUCAGAAAUAUAGAGGAACAUCAGUAUUUAUUCCACCAGAAUUAAAUGAUAAUAUCUUAUAUAAUGAAAAAUCAGAUAUAUACUCUUUGGGUGUAUCAUUUAUGAUGUUGCUUUAUAAAGUUGUUUAUGGCAAAAUGGAAAACCCAUUUUAUGAAUUCAAAAUUUCAAAAAUGGAAUACUUCAAAACAGUUGUUGCUUUAGAGAACUUUUUAGUACCAAUUGUACCAACAUUUUUACCUGAUUCUUUUAAAGAGUUCUUGUUCUCAACAAUGAAUAGAAUCUAUACAUGUCGUCCAAAUUCUGAAGAAUGUGUAGAAAGACUCAUAACACUAAAGACUGAAUAUGAAAAUGAUAAAACCAAAUGGCAAGUAAAUAGUGCUAUUAUACAAAAAGAAAAAUCAUUACUCACUGAUUCAAUAAUUUCACAACAAUUGAAAUUAAUGAACCAAGUUAAAAAAUUUGUUCAAGAAAAUGAUAAAUUCGUUUUUUUGAAGAAAACAAAAUUAUUUUUUUCAGAAUCUGAAAUUAAACAAUAUCUUUUGUCAAUAAUAAAAUGUCAAGAAUGA